Molecule: messenger RNA, 994 nt
Organism: Centruroides sculpturatus (bark scorpion)
Lineage: Eukaryota; Metazoa; Arthropoda; Arachnida; Scorpiones; Buthidae
Product: nicotinamide/nicotinic acid mononucleotide adenylyltransferase 1-like
Exons: 7
Coding region: 40-834 (264 amino acids)
Biological process (GO): NAD+ biosynthetic process
Molecular function (GO): nicotinate-nucleotide adenylyltransferase activity; nicotinamide-nucleotide adenylyltransferase activity
Source: RefSeq, a predicted model, not a curated record
GUCGUCGCUGAAAUCGAGCGGGUUAGUUGACUUGUAAACAUGUCUUCGCCCUGUUGGGUUGUGCUCUUAGCUUGCGGUUCGUAUAAUCCUAUAACGAAUAUGCAUCUUAGAAUGUUUGAAUUAGCCAGAGAUUUUCUGCAUAGCACUGGUAGAUUCAAAGUAGUUGGAGGAAUUAUUUCACCUGUAAAUGAUGGUUAUAAGAAAGCUGGAUUGGUUGAAUCUAAACAUAGAUGUGCAAUGAUAAAUUUAGCUCUUAAGUCAAGUGAUUGGAUCAAAUUGGACACUUGGGAAAGUGAACAAGAUAGCUGGGUUGAAACUGUAAAAGUUUUGGCACAUCAUCAGGAGAAAUUAAAUUCUAGAGAUGCUAAUGAUAAUACUAUCAAUUUCAGAAAAAGACAGAGAUUAGAUUUGGAUAAUGCAAAUGUUAAUGGAUUAACUCUAAAUAACUGUUUUUGUAAUGAUAACAAUCCUAUUCAAGUGAAAUUACUUUGUGGAGCAGACUUACUUGAAUCCUUUGGGAAUUCCAAUGUUUGGAAAGAAAGUGAUGUUGCUGAAAUUGUUGAAAAGUACGGUCUUGUAAUUAUAACCAGAGAAGGAACCAAUCCUCAUCGAUUUAUUUACGAAUCUGAUAUUCUUUCUAAAUAUCAAAGAAAUAUCCAUAUUGUAACUGAGUGGAUAACGAAUGAAAUAAGUUCAACACGUAUCAGAAGAGCUAUCAGGAGAGGAGAAAGUGUAAAGUAUUUGAUACAAGAUGAUAUAAUCAAAUACAUUCAUGAACAUAAUUUAUAUAAAACCUCUGAUAAGUAUGUUUCUUUCAUAUUUUGCAGAUGUUAAUCAUUUAAAUAUUUUAAUAUCUAUUUUAUAUCUACAUAAUCUAUUUCUACUAAGUUAUAAUCAAAACUGCAACUGCCUUUGUAGACUACAUUCAAGCACAUUUUUUUGUAGAUGUUUUAUUAGAUUAAAAAAAAGAGAAUUUUUAGAUGAAUUUAUUGAA